Poecilia reticulata (guppy) is the source of this 1968-nucleotide messenger RNA. It is a transcript of the gene lmbr1l, whose product is annotated as limb development membrane protein 1-like. The record is from RefSeq and is a predicted model, not a curated record. NCBI's taxonomy places the organism in Eukaryota, Metazoa, Chordata, Actinopteri, Cyprinodontiformes, Poeciliidae. Gene Ontology annotation, biological process: receptor-mediated endocytosis; signal transduction. Gene Ontology annotation, cellular component: plasma membrane. Gene Ontology annotation, molecular function: transmembrane signaling receptor activity.
UCUAACCAACUGAUACAUCCGUUGCUGACUUGCGACGAUGCAACCGGUUCAACAUUUUUAAUCAAACUGGCCCUCUCAGUGGCUUCAGGGCUCAGGGGAGUGGCAUGCUUUUUAGAGGAUGGAAACGGACGAAGUGUCGAUUAGGGAGCAACUUUUCCACAACCGCGUCCGAGAGACGAUAAUCUGUGUCCUCUUGUUUACGUGCCUUUACAUGGUGUGCUACCUCGUCCUCACACACUUCAAAAAGACUGCAGAGUUUAUCACAGAUGAUAUCGAAGAUGCUACCGUCAACAAAAUUGCGCUCUGGCUGUGCACGUUCACCCUCUCUGUCGCAGUGUGCGCCGUGCUGCUUCUCCCCAUCUCCAUCCUGUCAAACGAGGUCCUGCUCACCUUCCCACAUAGCUACUACAUGCAGUGGCUCAAUGGCUCUCUCAUCCACGGGUUAUGGAACCUAGUGUUUUUAUUCUCCAACCUGUCCCUCGUCUUCCUCAUGCCCUUUGCGUAUUUCUUCACCGAGUCCGAGGGGUUUGCUGGAUCCAAAAAGGGAGUAAUGGCGCGAGUGUAUGAAGCUGUCGUCCUGCUGAUCUUGCUUGCUCUCCUUGUGCUGGGUAUUGUGUGGGUGGCAUCAGCUCUCCUCCAUGACAACGUUGCCCGACAGAGCCUCUACGACCUGUGGGAGUAUUAUCUGCCAUACCUGUACUCUGGGAUCUCUUUGUUUGGAGUGCUGCUGCUUCUGCUGUGCACCCCGUUUGGCUUGUCUCGAAUGUUCAGCGUUACGGGUAGCCUGCUUGUGAAACCUCGGCUUCUGGAGGACAUAGAAGACACUCUGAGUUGCACCGUGUUUGAAGAAGAUUCGCUCUACAGGAAGCUGAAUUAUGGCGGUCCAUCGUGUUGGGUCAAGUUGAACGUGGAGGCCAUGAGAAAAGAGUACCUAGCAGUUCAGAGCAGGCGUGUCGCCCUGGAGAUGCGGAGGAAGGCGUCACCAUGGCAACGAAACUUGGGCUAUCCUCUGGCGAUGCUUAUCCUGCUUGCACUUACGGUGAUGUGUGUGCUGAUGGUCUGUUUCAAUGUGUUGGAGCUGCUGCUGGAUGAGACGGCCAUGCCCAGAGGAAUGGAGGACCCUCACCUGGGAAUGGCCUCCUUCUCCAUGUUCGGCUCUCUGGGCGCUGCAGUUCAGGUGGUCCUCAUCCUCUACCUGAUGGUGUCCUCAGUUGUGGGUUUUUACAGCUCUCCUCUCUUCUGUGGCCUCCUGCCUCGCGUGAAAGACACUAACCUCACGCAGAUCAUUGUAAACUGUGUUUCGCUGCUAAUUCUGAGCUCUGCGCUGCCGGUGUUUUCACGCACACUUGGGAUCACCCGCUUCGAUUUGCUGGGAGACUUUGGUCGAUAUAACUGGCUUGGGAACUUCUACGUGGUCUUCCUGUACAACAUGCUGUUUGCUGGUCUCACCUCCGCCUCCCUUACAAAGACAGUCACCUGGGCGGUGCGGAGGGAGCUCAUCCGUGCCUUUGGACUCGACAGACUGCCGAUACCUGUGUCACGGUCUACCAUUCCUUUUAAGCUCCUCCUGGCCAGUGGGCUGUCUAAAAUCCAGUGACCUUUUUUAUUUUUUUUUUACCACUCCUAAGCACUGGCUAGUCUAACCUUUAAAGGCCGAACCACUUUGUGAACCAAUGAUUCAAGCCUCCUCCUGGCCGUUAAGACAGCGGGGCCUUCCCUCUUUAAAGGGACGGGCAAAGACGAGCCCCUCCGUUCUUUAGCCAGCGGGAACACAGCAUGUUGGGUGUGUUUUCAUGAGCAACGCAUCCCGAUCAAGAACUGUGCUGCUAAGUGACUGUAAGUUGAGCACCCAGUCCCAAGUCAUAAUGGACAAGACUGCGUUGGACGGCGAAGAAAGGAUGGAAGCCAUAUUGGGAGUUCUGCCUUUCUGAACAAUAAAGUCAGCAGUAUUUUUCUUUUUUUCGUGAA